Messenger RNA from Triplophysa dalaica, 2642 nucleotides. RefSeq names its product coiled-coil domain containing 92Ba (gene ccdc92ba). The transcript has 4 exons. NCBI's taxonomy places the organism in Eukaryota, Metazoa, Chordata, Actinopteri, Cypriniformes, Nemacheilidae. The record is from RefSeq and is a predicted model, not a curated record. The coding region runs from base 392 to 1267 and encodes 291 amino acids.
GCGCAUCGCGCGCCCGUGCUGCUGUCAUCACGCGUGUUCCGGUCACGAUGCUGAUGAUGCUCUUCUGUAUCUUCACAAGACGCAGAGCACACGAGGAUGAUGCUGCUGCCAGCACAACGGCGGAAUACUCGCUUUAAUCGAAAGUGAAAUUGACGGACUAUAACAGUGGAUGCCGUCCAUUGCCAAGAUUGAUUAUUUUUACUUUUUCUCAAACCUCCGCAGUUAUUCUGGGAUAAAUCCUUUCCUCGGUUCUUCCUUUAAGAUAUGUAUCGAUCUUCUUAAAAGAUGUCGUCAUCCUAUAUGUUCAGCCGGGGUCCGAUCGUUGAAGGGCAGAGAUGAGAAAUGGUGAAAUCUCACGUUUAUUGCUUGGAUAUUAAUAUAAGCUCCACUAAUGGAGAAUACGGGGUCACAGAUGGUGUCGCUGGAGCAGCAGGUGGAGAGUGUGGAGAGGAGCAUUGUGUUUCUGAGACAGGAGCAGCUUACCAUGCUGCAUGGACUACACUUGGAGAUUCUGUCUCUCCAGAAACGCUGUACAGAGCUUACACAAGAACUGAACAUGAAGCCACCAGGCAGGAGUGAAGCAGACGUGCAGGAGGAAGAGGAGCUGCUGAAAGCACAUUGUUCACAGGUUGAAGAACGUCUCCAGGAACAGCAGGAAGUGCAGAGCGAGUUGCGAUGGGAGCUCAGCCAGAAGACGGUUCUGGUGGGCACCCUACGUGCCAGUCUGAAGGACAAGGAGCGUCGCUUCCUGGAUGAGCUGAAAAAUCGCAGUCACAGGACCACCGCGCUCAACACCGAGCUGCAGAAGCAGACGGAGACGGCUGCGUAUCUUUCCUUCCAGCUGCAUUCUGCAAAGCAGGAACUGCAGCAGCAAAAGCUGCAGCAGCGAAGGAGGCAGGCCCCGCCCGCAGCCGAAAAGCCUCCCAUCCACCCUCUGCCCCAAGACAGAUCCAGCAGCACGACUGUGGUUAAACCCAAGCGGCGGAGCUCGAGCCGGCCUACUUCACACCUCCGCACCGAGCGCGCCAGGGAGUGUGUGCCACGCGAGAGGGUGACGGGCCCGGAGGAGCCCAUGGCCAUGCCUGACCCUGCCCUUUUCCUCUACCCCUACAGACACAGAAUGCGGCCCCGCCCACCGUAUAGACAUGCCCUGCAGGAAGUGGAAGGAGGGGAGGAGUCAGACCAGCUUGAUCAGGGGGCUUCAGUGAGCAGACUGGCGACGACAGUAGCUAAAGCCACCGCGACUACAGAGAGCAAUGCUGAAUGAGUUUUUGUAUGAUUCACCUCAACAACGACCUGCUUGUUUUUAUAUUUACCCCUGAAUUGCACCUUGAGAGAUCCUUGCUUUCUUUAUGACAAAAAUAUUUAUAUUUGCGAAACAGUUUUUUUUUGCACAUGCAUUUAUGAACAAUCUGUGGAGAGAUUUACGUUCACAUUACCGUCGAAUGAGAAUCGACUCAUUCGCAUUUUCGUAACCGGGUCCCUGAUACCCCCAAUACAUAAACAUAAGAUGGUGUCCUUGUUAACUCAGUACUGCUGGUUUUUUUCAAUCUAUGCCAUUUUUUUGGAUUGCUCAUCUCCGCUAUUUGCCAGGUUUGCUGAAUGAUCUGUUGUCUGCCUAGUGUGACCACAAGUGCACUCUUCCAGCCUUCCAGAUGUAGUGGGGAUUUUGUCCCAUAAACACUCCUUCAUGGUUCAGUUAAGUAGUAGUAUCUUGUAUGAAUGCUGGUGAUCCAAAGGACAUACAACCUGAAUAAUUUGCUUAAGUGCUUUAUCUGGUGUAGUGUAUGUACACAGACUGUGUUUAUAUGUAAGCUUGUUGAUUAGAAGAGUGUGGGCUCAAGGGUCAACGUACCAUUGUUCUGCCAUCAAAUGAGCUAUAGCGAUGCCCAAAGGACUGAUUCAUUUUAUGCUGCUUAACACACAGUCACUUACUCACAUGUUUUAGCCUGGUGUUGCAGAUAACAUGAUUGCAUAUAUCCUUCUUGACCAUUAAAAUACACUAAUAGUCACCCCCACACACUAAAUUAUAUAAAUACCUCAGGUUAUGCCGUUUUUAUUAACUGAGAGUCAAAAACAAAUUCAGAGACAGUGUUCCUGUAUUUCUUGCUGUCUGGCUGUGGUGUGUAACUUGUCUACCACAUAAUGUAGUGGAAACAUAUUUACACUUGUAGAUUUCUAUAAGUUUGCGUUAAAUGUUGAAUAUAGAGUAGAGAAAAAUCCAAAUAACAAAACCAUCCUCUUGAUAUAAAAAAAAGCUUGUAUUUGAAUGCAUUUUCCUAGUAAGCUAACAUUUUAUCUAAUUUGGAGCCCUACAAAGUGAUGUCUGCUUCCCUCAGGGACUGACAAACUUAAUUUUGUAAAUGUAUAUGUAUGCCUGACACUAUUUAAAAGGCCUAUAACCACUUUUUUGUAUUAUACCAGUGAAGAGAUUUUAGGACUGUAAGCUAAACUGUGAGAUACUAUGACAUUGUCUAGUCACAUCCACUAGUUAAGAUAGAUGUUGUUCAUUUGUAAUUGAAUUGUCUUAUUGUUAGGUUGUUAAUAAUACCAUUGCGAUGAUCGUUAGAUGUUUCUUAGAAAGAGAUAAGCAAUACUGCCUAACAUGAUUACUUCCAUAUAAUCAUAUUUGAAACAUACAU